UCUCCCACCCCCAUUAAAAGUGGUUGAGCUACGUUAAUCUUCUCUUUUCGUUUUGACCCACAAUCCUCCUUCAAUGUUUUUAUGCCUCGUCAUUGCAUAUUAUUAGUUGCACCUACUAUAGUAAGCCUUCAUUUCUUCCUUGAAACAGUUGCCAUCACCAUGGGCUACAAGCCACGCCUGCUUAUACUUUUCUCAACCCCUUCUCUGUUUUCUUGCAUUGUUUGAUCAACGCCAGGCCCUUCUUCCUGCAAAAAAUGAACGACUCUCUGUCGAUGAGAUUCAUGGCCGGGACGUGUAACUUCCCCGCGUGGCCUCCUCCCAGAGCCGUAGCGGGCAGAGGAGAGAAGAAUGAUGUUGUGGCGAUCAUGGCAAAGAUUGGAUUUUGCCCUUGGAGGUGCAGGGGCAAUGCGUCCAGGCCCCCUCCGAGACUGUUGGUGACCGCCGGCACGGACGGAGAUCAGAUGGUUGGGAUGAUCAAUGGGAAGAAAGUCAAUGGGGUCUAUAUAAACGAAGCUCCGUUGUACACUGCCGCCACGAGCAAUCCAGACAAGUUGGUAAAAGAAUGCGGGGCUGAUUCGCCGCCGCAUGCAUGCCUGGUUGGCAGGUUUGUGGAUAACCGGUUUGUGUACAGGCAAACCUUCAUCAUCAGGUCAUAUGAAAUUGGACCUGACAAAACUGCCACCAUGGAGACCCUUAUGAAUCUCCUUCAGGAGACAGCCCUUAACCACGUAACGAGCUCCGGCCUUGCGGGCAAUGGAUUUGGUGCCACUCGGGAGAUGAGUCUCCGGAAACUGAUUUGGGUUGUCACGCGCAUCCAUGUACAAGUACAGAGAUACAGCUCUUGGGGGGAUGUUGUGGAGAUUGAUACCUGGGUCGAUGCGGCGGGAAAGAACGGAAUGCGGAGAGACUGGAUUAUCCGCGAUUACAACACCCAGGAGAUCAUAACAAGAGCGACCAGCACAUGGGUGAUCAUGAACAGAGACACCAGAAGAUUAACCAAGAUCCCUGAUCAAGUUAGAGAAGAAGUCAUACCUUUCUACCUGAACAAAUUGUCAAUUCCUACAGAAGAAAAUGAUACUGAUAAAAUAGACAAGCUCACCGAUGCAACGGCAGAGAGAAUUCGCUCGGGCUUAGCUCCAAGAUGGAAUGACAUGGAUGCCAACCAGCAUGUAAAUAAUGUGAAGUACAUUGGAUGGAUUUUAGAGAGCGUACCAAUUAAUGUAUUGGAGGCUUACAGUCUGACAAGCAUGACACUAGAAUAUCGACGUGAAUGCCGACAAUCAAAUUUAUUGGAGUCAUUAACCAGCACAACUAGGAGCCCUGGAGACUCCGAGGCUGACCCUCCUCGUAAACCCGGCCGCUGUCCAGAGCUAGAAUACACUCAUCUGCUCCGGAUGCAAGCAGACAAGGCGGAGAUUGUUAGGGCGAGAACAGAGUGGCAUUCCAAGACUAAGUGACACCAGCUUCUAGUGUGCCUUGAUUGUUUUCCUGACGGAACUUGUUAAUCGAUGUAUUCUGUUUUAUUGCGCGUCUUAGUUUUUGGGGCGUUCGAUUUUUGAAUAAUAUAUUCAAUUGGCCCA
Rhodamnia argentea is the source of this 1580-nucleotide messenger RNA. Its product is annotated as palmitoyl-acyl carrier protein thioesterase, chloroplastic-like. NCBI's taxonomy places the organism in Eukaryota, Viridiplantae, Streptophyta, Magnoliopsida, Myrtales, Myrtaceae. Gene Ontology annotation, biological process: fatty acid biosynthetic process. The transcript is spliced from 6 exons. Gene Ontology annotation, molecular function: acyl carrier activity; fatty acyl-[ACP] hydrolase activity. The coding region runs from base 255 to 1457 and encodes 400 amino acids. The record is from RefSeq and is a predicted model, not a curated record.